CUAAUCGGGAGAAAAUUAGUCGUUAGGGACAGCCCUAGUUGUGCAGUGUACAGGAACAUAUUUCCUCCACACCCUUCUCACCUUUUUAUUCCCUGACCCAUUUUCAUGCCUGAUACUCUAUUUCUUAACCCUUAUUUGUCAGUUUUAUUUUAGUCCGUAUGCGAGCAUUUAUGAAAAUGAAUUAAAGGUUUUUCGAGACAUGCUCGGCCCAAUUUUUUUUUGUCUUCAGUUGCUAAUAAAAGGCUUUAAAGCGAGGAGAUGGAAUGCAUUUAACCGUAAGUUAAGGCACUACUGUAUUGCCAGCUAUCUUUUCUGCCUCACCACAGUGAAGGUCACUGUGGCUGACUACCUACAGUAGAUACCUGUUGAACAUUGACCAGGCCCCCAUGUUUCUUAUACUGUGUUUCACACACUGUCCGCAAUCUGUUCCAUGUCACAAUCUUCCCACAUAUUUUUGCCACUACUUGCUACGUUUAUGACUGUUUGAUCAAAUUAAUGCAGCAUAAUACUACAGCUGUGUAACAAAAACUACAUUCAAUGAUUAGACUUUUGGCAAAGAUAAUUAACCAACAUUUUUCCUCUGAUACAUCUUUUUUUUUUCUUUGGAAAUGAAAAAUGUCUUGCCCCAUGCCUUUAUAUUGUAAUUGCAAGUAGUUCCACAGAUAGGUUAUGCGUUUUUCCCCAAAUGUGACUGACACACACACACCCACGCACACACACGCUGUGCUGCCCUACAUCCUCUACAAAUAAGUUAAGCCUUUGGAGUCUGGACCUCAAAGUAUUUGGUGGUCUUACCUUGGCUGAAGACUAUACAUAUAUUUUUUGUCGUGUUUGACAAGAAGCUCCAGAUCAUAAAUUCAAAACAUUCUAAAACUCAUCGUUGGACAGCCCUAUCCCAGUAUAAGCUGGUGGAACAGUAGUGAAGCAAUAGUACAAUAAGUGUCAAAGUGCAGUUGGAAAAGUCCCCCGAAUAGCAGCAGCAUCCUCAAGCAGGAGAAAGCAUAUUCACGGGGCCAGAACUUGGAGACAAUGCAAGUCCACGUGCACACUCGAUUUUGUUUCCUUUGUGUGCUCACCUUCCUCUACCAUCAGCCAAGCCACUGUCACGGAGACGGGCACCAUCAGCAUCACCACGGUCAUCACCACACCAGCCACACUCACAAUGACUUACAGAUUUCCGAGGCUCCGUACGUCGCAAGACCUAGUCCCACCACAGAGUUCACACAUUCUGAGGAGGAUUCUUUAGAGGAAGAGCAACACUUUUACAUCCAGCAGUUGUUCAGAUGUUACGGGCAGAAGGACCGACUCGAUUUUCAAGGAUUUCAGAAUCUUCUGGUCAGCCUGGGCCUUGGCGAAGUGAAAGUGGUGGACCUAGAUCACGAUGACCUUGGGCACGACCACGUUACUCAUCUAGCCAUUCUCGAGGUGCAGGAGGGCCUUCAUACGCAGAGCGAAGGUCAUGGUCACACGCAUCAUGAUACCGGCAACCGUCAUUCGCACACGGAACAAAGUCUCACACAGUGCAGUCAGCACACCGCAAUCCCACCUGCCAGUGCGACGAGAGAACAUCCAAGCAAACACCACGGGGAUCACAUUCACGUGCACAAAGAGCAUAGUCAUGAUCAUGAUGAUAAGGAUGACGGUGAACAUCUUGAACAUGACCAAAUGAGCAUAGAUAUGGCUUCCAUUAACCCGGAGCGUCCCUCUUCUGUCCAAAUGCACCAGCCCCGUGACCAUCAGGACCUGGGGUCUUCUCCUGCCCCCACGGAUGCCAAGUCCAAGAAACCAAGAAAACCAGGAAGGGUGCGAGGACAUCGGGGGCAAAACAAAACCCUGUCAACCCCUGCAUCAACGUCUGAUAAUCAUAAGCAUGAGGUCGAUCACGAUCACGGUCACGGUCAUUCUCAUAAACACAAACGAGAAGCACCGGGUGGAUCCAACACUGCCACAAUUCCUGGCCCUGUUCUUUAUGGACAUGUGCGUGGCUUGUCUCAUCAGCAUGAGCAAUGUUUGAACCUGACCCAGCUCCUCAACUACUAUGGACUGAGUCCCGAUUCCCUCAUCUCUCAGAGUCAGUUCACCUAUCUGUGCCCCGCCCUGCUGUACCAGAUAGACAGACGAUUGUGCGUUCGCCAUUCCUGCCAGAUGGAUGCAAAGAAUGCCAGUUCCGAAUGCAUUUUUAAGAAGAGAAGUCCCUCGAAUAACAGCAUCGGAACUAAGGUCCUCAAGCAGGAGAAAGCAUAUUCACUGUGGACAUGGAUUUGGGGCUUCGUGUCUAUCACCAUCAUCAGCCUGCUGUCCCUCCUGGGAGUGGUUUUGGUGCCCAUUCUUAAGCAGGCUUGUUUCAAGUUCCUGCUCACGUUCCUGGUUGCCCUGGCUGUAGGCACGCUCAGCGGAGACGCUCUCCUUCACUUGCUGCCUCAUUCUCAAGGGCAGCACGACCACGACCAUGGUCACGAGAGCCAUGGCACUGAUGGAGUGUGGAAGGGUCUGACGGCGUUGGUCGGCAUUUACCUUCUCUUCAUUUUUGAGCAUUGUAUUGGCAUGUUUAAGCACUACAAGGAUCAAAAGGCGGCAAAUGAUGCAGACGAAGAGGGCAAAAUUGGCAGGAAGUUGUCAGAUCACAAACUAAAUCGGCGCUCCGAUGCCGAAUGGGUGCACCUAAAGGCACUUGGUGAUGACCCCGACAGCAGUGCCGUCUCCUGCGACAACGACCACAAUGACACACAAUUUACUGAGCUCCAGCCGCCAGACUCCCCCACUAACAAGACGCCACUGAAACCUGCCGGCCCUCAUCAGUUGCCUGUUAAAGUCAACGGACACAAGACCAAGCACCACAGUCACGGUCACGGGCACUCCCACGGAGCCAAUUGCCACUCGGAUCAGGAGAUGAAGGACGCCGGAAUAGCCAGUAUUGCGUGGAUGGUCAUCAUGGGUGAUGGCAUGCAUAACUUCAGCGAUGGGCUGGCCAUAGGUGCAGCGUUCAGCGCAGACCUCACGGGAGGCAUCAGUACUUCCGUGGCUGUUUUCUGCCACGAACUACCUCAUGAACUCGGUGACUUUGCUGUGCUGCUGAAGGCGGGCAUGACUGUGAAACAGGCCAUUGUGUACAAUCUGCUGUCAGCUCUCAUGGCCUACGUGGGCAUGCUAAUCGGCACGGCUGUGGGCCAGUACACUCACAAUGUCACCAACUGGAUCUUUGCCAUCACAGCCGGCAUGUUCCUCUACGUGGCUCUCGUGGAUAUGCUCCCAGAGAUGCUCCACGGCGACAGCGAGGAUCACAAGCGCUGCCAGCUAGGACAUUUUCUCCUGCAGAACCUGGGCAUGCUGACUGGGUUUGGUAUCAUGCUGCUCAUCGCCAUCUUCGAGGACCGUAUAGUCUUCGACUUUGGCUUUUAAUUCCACGCCGACAGGAAGGUGGAGCGUGGAGCUUUUUCAGUAUUCUCCUUCUUAGGAGUCUCGUUCAUCACCCGAACAGCAUUUGUCAUGUUUACACUGUGCCCCCUUUUCCCCUCCCCUUCAAAUUCGUCAUCCGUCAAAGCAUUACCCCUGGAAAGCACAACUGAGCCACCAACUGGGGUUGGGAUAAAGCGUUUAGCUCCUCUGAAACUUGUUUUGGCAGCUCUUAAGCUGCCGUGUCAAAACGAGCAUGGAAAUUGUCCCUUUCGGGGGCUUCGACAUGCCUGAAAACACAAAAUGUUUGUCCCUUUCGCAUGUAUCCUGCUGAAAAUGUCCAGAAGACCUACAUUAGUGCCCCUUGUAACAUUUUGGACAAAGACCAUGUUCAGUCUAAUCUGUUUGUUGGCGUGAACGUGUACUUUUGAUUUUUUUUUUUUUUUUUUUUUU
Molecule: messenger RNA, 3846 nt
Organism: Corythoichthys intestinalis (scribbled pipefish)
Lineage: Eukaryota; Metazoa; Chordata; Actinopteri; Syngnathiformes; Syngnathidae
Gene: slc39a10
Product: solute carrier family 39 member 10
Exons: 14
Coding region: 1030-3399 (789 amino acids)
Biological process (GO): intracellular monoatomic cation homeostasis; zinc ion import across plasma membrane
Cellular component (GO): plasma membrane
Molecular function (GO): zinc ion transmembrane transporter activity; monoatomic cation:bicarbonate symporter activity
Source: RefSeq, a predicted model, not a curated record